GCCACAAUAACAAAGUGAUGGAAGCACCUCAGCGUCGGCACGACACCAAGCCCACUCGCGCCCGCCACCGCAACGAGUACCAGCGUCAUGCGCAGAAACGGUAUCGAAAGGUGCGAUCGGGAGAGCGGCAGCAACUUCGGCAGCUCGUGGUCGAGCUCGAGGCCGCCAAGGCCACCGCCGUCGCCGCCGCCUCUGGGCGAAAGAAUCGACCGCCAUGUUCAACAGGCAUGUUGUCGUGGGCAGACAUUGCGCUAGCUCUGCAAGACGCCGCGCAAGUGAGUCGGUCUGACGCAUGGGAGCUUCAGGUGCAAGUGGUGAACCAAGCUCGCCUUGGCCGGGCCAUGUGGACCUACGCGACCAAUCUCCUAGCAGCCCGGACUUGUCUGCGGCAAGGGAUCAUUGAAACGUGGCAGCACGUGUCGCUACCUCGCAGUCCGCCAGCCCGACGGGAGGGUUUGGACUGGAUCACCACGCAAUUGUACCACAACGCCGACGCCGUCGUGGCGGGCCUAGGGUUUCCAGCGACCGGUGAGCUCUUCUUUGACAUCCAAGUGGCGGAAGAACGAGAUGGCGGCCACACCGUGACCAUUCGCCAUCAGCGAGAGGUAGACGAGUCGUGGGAUAGCGUCACCGCGAGGUAUCACUCGUUUUUCAUUGCAUCCAAUGGCUUUGGCUACGAUGCCGUGGAAACCCUUCACGACGACAACGACGACGAAAACGAUAGUUCUGUUGUCCGCUCGGACAAGGUCGACAACACGUGGUGGACGGACCGACGACUGGUGUACCGCCGCCGCAACAUUGGCAACCAAGUCGUGGGGGACAUGAUGCAAAACUAUGUGCAUCGGCAAUUCAUCGAUGAACGUCGAUCGGUGCUCGUGGCCCGUAACAUCCUCUCAGACGACAAAUAUCAGCUGGGCUCGCUCAAGAGAGAUGCAUCGGGAUGGAUUGUGGCCACACGAUUAAGCCCAGAGAAGACGCUCGUGACAGAAUGCUGGACCGUGUAUGCCCUGAGAAGGGGCGACUCAAAUGCAUCGUGGGCGGACGAAGCUUCGUUUUACAAGGUUAAUUUGGCCGGGAACAUGGACUCGAGCAUCAACGAUGACGAUUCGCCCACGGAAGCUCAGAGGGCGUUGCUGCGAAACGCCGUGUACAGACAAGGACAAACGGUGCUUGCGAAGCGGAAUGCGUUCUUCCACGGCCGAUAACAGUGAUUGAUAUGAAGAGCCACGACGACGACUUUAUUAGAUUAAAAAAUAUGUAUACAUAACAGCUAAGUUUUAAGUUGCA
This is a messenger RNA of Aphanomyces astaci, 1287 nucleotides long. RefSeq lists its product as hypothetical. The record is from RefSeq and is a predicted model, not a curated record. Lineage: Eukaryota; Oomycota; Saprolegniomycetes; Saprolegniales; Verrucalvaceae. The transcript is spliced from 4 exons. The coding region runs from base 18 to 1205 and encodes 395 amino acids.